GGGGGGAAAGCACAAUCAUUUGAAGUGUGUAUGAACAUCGUGUUGCAAAUGGGUAGAGAAGCGUCUCCAGUGAUUGUAGGUGCUCUGCAAUGUCAAAAGAACUCGUUUCUGAAGGAGUUCAAGUCGGUUGUUGUUCGCUGUGAGGAGGAGAAGCCCGAACAGCCAAAGCAGGGCGGCAAGAAGAAGUCUAAGCAGGAUGGUGUUGCGGCACAGUUGAAGUACGCAGUUGAGCUCCAUGAUACGAUUCUCUUCCCUGAAGGUGGCGGCCAACCUUCAGACCAGGGAUAUAUCAUUGAUAAGGACGGGAAGAGUCAUUUUGUUGGGCACGUUAAGAGAGAUAAGCUCAGGGCGCUUCACCUCGUUGACGAGCCUGUUGAGCCAGGCACAGCGGUUACGCUCCAGGUGGACUGGAAGAGGCGGCUGGACCACAUGCAACAGCAUACGGGACAGCACCUUCUCUCUGCGGUGCUGGACAAGUACGGGUUGAAUACGCUCAGCUGGAGUAUGGGUGAUAUGGUGAACUAUAUCGAGAUUCCUAGGGCGUUGUCCGAGGAGGAGCUGGCCAAGAUCAGUGAUGAGGUUAACGAGAGGAUCAUCGAGGCCAUUCAGAUCUCUGUCGAGACGCCUGGUAAUGACGACGUCAAACAGGAUAAGAUUCCAGAUGAUUAUGACGUUGACAAGGGGAUCCUAAGAGUUAUAAAGAUUGGAGAAUUGGAUCAGAACCCGUGUUGUGGAACCCAUCUCCAAUCAACAGCUCAGAUCUUGUCCAUUGCCUUGCUCCACCAAACUUCUGUGAGAGGGACAAACUCGAGAUUACACUUCAUCGCUGGUGAUAGGGUUCGCCAGUAUACGGUUCAAAACCAUAGAAUCUUAAAGCAGUGUUCCAACGAUCUAUCCUGCCAAUUUGACGAACUGGCAGACAAGAUUUCUCAGCUGAAUAACAACUAUAGAAAAGCAUCGAAGAAGGAAGCUUCGUGGAAAGAGGAAGUUGCCAAGUACCAGGCCUUGGAGAUGAUCGUGCAACUUGAGAGCAAGGAUAUGGCGUAUCUUUAUAGAGCCGAUGCAGGCUUGGACUACUUGACUAACAUUUUCAAGACUGUUUCAAAGGAACAAAGAGAUGGCCAGACUAUUGUUCUUUUGUCUGGGGAAGGUAAGGAAGGUGGUUCCAUCAUCAUCAACUCAUCCACAGCUGAAAAGACGGCUGAUAUUGCCAAACAUUUACAAACCUUGGUUUCUGGAUUGAAAGGAGGAGGUAAGGCUAAAUGGCAAGGUAAGAUCUCCUCUUAUCAGAAGGGAGAGCUUGAGGCAGCUCUGGAAUACCUUGAAUCCUUUUCUUCUUGA
This is a messenger RNA of Williopsis jadinii, 1341 nucleotides long. Its product is annotated as putative alanine--tRNA ligase. The coding region runs from base 49 to 1341 and encodes 430 amino acids. Gene Ontology annotation, molecular function: Ser-tRNA(Ala) deacylase activity; ATP binding; alanine-tRNA ligase activity. The record is from RefSeq and is a predicted model, not a curated record. The transcript has a single exon. Lineage: Eukaryota; Fungi; Ascomycota; Saccharomycetes; Phaffomycetales; Wickerhamomycetaceae. Gene Ontology annotation, biological process: regulation of translational fidelity; alanyl-tRNA aminoacylation.